AGCUGCAUUUUUAACAACCACCAGCAGCGGAUUGCAGUAGUGCACGACGUCCGUCUCUGUUAUCUUUCUGCGAAGUUCGUUCAAAAUGUCAAAAACUCCAAUAUGUCUCAUCAGCUGCUGAAAAUUUUGUUCUGUUAUUUCUUCAAUAUUCGAAACUGAUUUCGUCGAUGCUUUCGUUGGUUGUGAACAGGAGCAGCGAUAUACGAUUUGUUAUGAGAGAGGAGUUAAUAUAGUUCUAUUGAUUCGACAUUUCAACUCGUAGCCUAUAGGGCUUCAUGAAAUAAGAAAGGAUUUGCAGUAUUGUGUUGGUUUGUUUGUUAAAUUAUGGUGAAGGGUAGAGAAGUAGAAAGAAGCCCGAAACUAACUUGCUGGAUUUUUUCGUCCCGCUGCAGGGAAAAGCAAAUUGUGAUCUAGAGCCGCAUAAGUAACAUCUGUAAUAUUGUAAAAUAGUUUCAAAAUAUUGCACAAUUGGAGGGUAAACCGAAAGCACUCAUUUAUUUUGUAUCGUCAAAUGAUAGUGUUUGUUAAAUUCAAUGUUGGUGCAGUAAAAUGUUUGCCAAAGUGACUACUACUUAAUCUAGACAAUCAUCAGAUUUUUGUCGCCGACAAAAAGAAACGUCUGUGUACGGGAUAUUGGUAAUUGGAAUAAACAAAAAAACUGGAAGAAUGCAAGAUGGAACAGACCAUGCGUCAGGGGGAGACGGACAUUCCGCUUCUGGGCGGACCUUUCAGCCAGAUAGCCUGCGGGACAUUUUGGACACAGCGAUUCAAUCAAGCGUUGAUUCUGUUGAAGUACCAGAACUAGACCUAGAGGCGCCUCUUUUUGCUGGAAGUGGUUCACACGAUUACAUGCCCUCCAUGAUGCUUCCUCGAGUGCGUAAUUCCAACUUUUACGACACCGUUCCAUUCUUUCCACCGUCUGCUCACAUCGAGUCGGCACGUACCAAUUAUGGUCUUUUCGGGCCUGCCUCAUAUGGGUACUUUCCCUCCCAUCAUCAUCAUCACCAGCACCAACAUCAUCAUCAUCAUAAUCCCUCGCAGGCUGCUCCAUCGAGUUCACGGUACUCACCGUCUUACUAUCCUGACACCGCCUCCGUUCCGAGGUCGUCUGGAUCGUCCUUCAAUGUGCGUCCACCGGUAGAAACAGAGGCUGGAUUGGGUUUGAACGACGGUACAAAUUCUGCAAUUAGACCACGGUCAUACACGCGACCACCUCGAUCUUCCGAGGAAAUUGGGUCUGGUUGGAACAACCACAGCUUCCACUAUAUGCCGCACUACAUGAAUGGUGGUACUGGGGGUUAUAAUCGAAAACGACAUCAUAACUGUGAUAUGCAUAGUCGGUCAAAAAAACCAUCUCAAGUGGAAGGAGCCCAUGCUCCGCCAACAACCCGACCGGUUGACCAAAGACCAACCAAACCUGGAAAUCUUACAGCACGAACUCGUCCAUUGAUCAAAACUGAACCAACUGAGGCAACUCAAGAAACGGACCGUGUUCAACAUUGUGUUAUUGGGGCUGUUAAGAAAGAAUGUAAGCCAAUGCUGAUAACAAAGACGGAAAAUGUGGAAGAAAGGGCUGCACAUGAGUCGAGUGUAAAUAUCAAAAAGGAAGGGCCGUGUUCUUGCAGCUUUUGUUCGUCAAACCUAGCUGAGGAUAGCAAGCCAUCCAAAAACUGCACUGCUAACUGUCAGAAUCAUUCACAGCAAGUUAAGCAGGAGUUAGACAAUGACGCCCCUCCCAAUGGUACGACAAUAAAGAAAGAAGCAGUGGUCAAGAAGGAGAAUGUGUGUAAGAGUGAGGCUGAAGAGAGCGAAAAAAAUAUACCAUCAAUCACAUCCCCUGAAGAAGAAGAACCCCAGCCAGGACCAAGCGGAUUAAAUCGCCAUCUGCAGGAUCUAAGAGAUGGAGAAAACGAAGGUCGUUUCACCAAGGGUGGAGACCGGCGUAUCAAACGAUACACGCGCUAUGAGUAUAAUGAUUAUGAAAGUGAUGACUCCAGCGAUGAGGACACUGAUGAGGAAUAUGCUUUGAAUGCAAAAAAUAAUUCCAGCAGUGAUAUUGGAAACGAUUGCAAUCUCAGCAGUCUGACCAACGUCGAGGUGGAACCGGUUAAUACGACCGACAUAAUACAAGAAGCCGAGUUGGAUAACACUUUAGAACUCAGUAGCUCCAAACUGCUGGUGUUAAAUUCAAGUUCUAGCAGUGUUGAAGAGGUUAUCAAUCCCAAAGACGAGAAUGAAGAAGCAUCUGGAGGAACCGAAAAACCGGUUCAGUCCAACAAACAAUCUCAGAGCGAAGCUGAUUCAGGACAACAGCGGAAAAGUGAUGUUCUUUCCGCACCAGAUCUGCAACUCGAUUGGGUUACCGAUACGAGUAGCAUUAGCGACGAGAGUGAUGUUGUCUUGAUCGAUCAAUCGCCGGACGACGGGCGGGAGCCGAUCGAUCUUACGAACGAGUCUGACGAGGAAAGCGCUUCGGCCAGAGGGGCGCGCAGUAGGAGUCGAAGUAUGGGGCGUUCGCCAUCGAUGUUCGAACGUAGACCGCAGCAAUAUGUACGCGCAACGAUAUCGCCCUCUGGAAUUGGCGCAAGCGACCGAAGUACAGGAUUUAUGCCUUGUGGAAGUUCCAGCAGGAGAGACGCGUUCCGAACGGGCGAAGAUACGAAUGGACCUAACCCAUACCACCAUUUACAUGCACAUAAUACUUCGCAGCAGCAUUCUACGCCGAAUCCUUCCCAAAGGCAUUUUCGCUCACUUCGCCAAUGGAAUAUGGAUGGCCACGGGUCCUUCAUGCGCAGGAUGAACACUUGGAAUACAGGGGGUCGAGGAGGAACAUCACGGCAAGAUCCGAGCACUAUGCGUCCAACACCGCUGCUUUCGACGACGUAUCCAGCGAUGUGCCAUACAGCAGCAGAACAAUAUCGUCCAUCAAUGGAAACAGGAGUUGGAUCUUCUGGAGUUGUCGAUACCGGAAGCAACAGUAAUGCUGGUGCGGUUAUAGACAACACGAGCAGUGGUAGUUUUAGUCGAGUAAAUCCGUUGAUGUCUUGGCAUAGCACUAGUAAUCUUGGAAGCGGUCAGAUGAACUCUAACAAUACAGGAAAUACCUGUGGAAGACAUGGAUUCCAUCAUACCGGAAACAGUAGUGGGCCAGCUGUUGAUGUAAACGAAGAACGCUUCGGUGGCGUUCAUGGCAUGAUAGAUGCUCCUAUCGAUUACUCCAACAGAUUGGGUCCGAAUGUUGGCGAAUAUGAAGGAACAAGUGGUCGUCCGAUGAGAUUUAGCGAUGAUAACAACAAUCAAUCUGGUUAUGAAUCUGGCCGACAAGCACCAGCCCCCACGAUCAGUGGCCAAAAUGAACCACGGCCCUACCGCAAUUAUGGUUAUACGAAUCGUAGUCGAUAUAUCCACUCAGGUGGUGUUCGUCCACCAUAUGCGGUGCAUGACAAUCUCUGGCAUCGACAACACAAUAUGCAGGAAGUUCACCGACGCACGAUGAUGCUAGGAGAUGUACUGAACGACUACAAUGACCGCGUGUCCCCUCAUCACGGUGCACUGCGGUCCAGGAAUAACAUGAUAAGUUCGUCCUACAACAGUGCUAAUGGAUCGAGUACAGGCCAUUUGGGAGGAGCUGGUGCUGGUGGUGCAGGAUCAAGAGUCGAAUUUUUCGAUGAUAAUAAUACGUAUUGGUCCGAUAGGAAUUACAAUCCACACCCGGCAGGACAUAACUACCAGCAGGAUCUUCGUGUUUAUAACCACAGGCCACGAAGGGUGUCCUAUCAUACAACAGUGUAUCCACCACUUAGGCGAAGCGAUCAUCAGCAUGUACAUCAUCAUAUGUAUCACCACUUCCAGCCUACGGGAAUUCUCACCGAUGCGCCACAGGUGCAUUUCAGCAUAGGGCUACGUCCUAGCCUCCUAUCAAGUUUAAACCGCUUUGUUCGCGUGAUUGAGGAUACUUGCACAAAUCGUGGAGCUACACAGGAAAUGAUCGAACAUAACACGUUCCCGCACAAGUACAAACGGUUGCGCCGUGCCAGCGAAACGGAUGAAGACAGCGAAAAGUGUACUAUUUGUUUGUCCCAGUUCGAGGUUGAUAAUGAUGUCAGGCGUCUCCCGUGUAUGCAUUUAUUCCACAAGGAUUGCGUUGACCAGUGGCUGGUGACGAACAAGCAUUGCCCUAUCUGUCGUGUGGAUAUCGAAGUUCACCUGACCAAAGACUUUAGUAUAUGACAGCUGGAAGAGGAAGGUGGCCACCCUCGGCAAAGAACGCGCGUCGGAAUCAUAGAUAUCGAUGUCGAUAGUCGGCGGUAUCGGUAUUCUUCGCAUCAUAAUACACAGCUACAGCAUCGCCAGCAUCGUGCUCAUUUAGAUCAUCGAUCCGGAGGAGGAGGUAGCGUAUUGUUUUAUUUUUUUCGUUAGACUUGUUGAAAUCAGUGUAAGAGCUGGAAAGGAUUCGAAUAGCAAAUGAAUAAAGUAGAAGAGAAUAUACAGGUCGCUAAAUCUCAUCACAUAGUAGCUCUCUUAGUUCUAGAAAAGUAACUCAAAUCAAUCGUAUUUGAACGAUGCGUUACCCAACGAAUCGUAUACCCAGAUUGAUGAUUGUUCCGUGAUGAUGAACUGUGCUCUUGAAGUUUUCGUUUGUUAUUUUUCGAUUUAUUUUGAUAAAUCAAAGAAAACAGGAAUGAGAUCAUACUAUAUAUUUUUUGUUUUUGUAAUUAUUUGAGUUUCGUGUACGUAAGAGCAUAUUAUCAAAGCCAGCUGUCAAUAUAUUGAAAGAGAUUUGAUUCUUUAGAAUGAGCAAACAAUAAGCAGAUAUGUUGUUAAACCACAUGUAUGUAAUACUACAAAUAAAGUUUUUUUUCUCGUUAA
Molecule: messenger RNA, 4869 nt
Organism: Toxorhynchites rutilus septentrionalis
Lineage: Eukaryota; Metazoa; Arthropoda; Insecta; Diptera; Culicidae
Exons: 7
Coding region: 667-4230 (1187 amino acids)
Source: RefSeq, a predicted model, not a curated record